CAAGUGUAAAAAUGAAAAAAAAAUGCAAAAUAAUUUUUUAGAAAAAGAGAGGGCUGGCCGGGGGGGUGCAUGGGGUCGUGGUCAUCUCUGGAACUGGAACACAGCAGGAUAUCAUCAAACACCCCCCCCCCCCCUUCAUCCCCCUUGAAGAUAGGCGAGACUCUUGGGGGUCAAGGGAUAAAGAGAACCAGAGAAAACAAAUACGAUCACUUAGUUCCAACACUUGAUGAGUACUUUUGAAGAUUGGGGAGCUUCUUUUUUGAGGGGAAUGUUGUCUGGCUCGAGGACACUUCUCUAGCUAGUUCCAUACACGUCGAUCUACUAUUUCUUACAAUGGAUUGAGUUUGUGUUUGUGUCGUCGGACCAGGCUUCAUUCCCCCCAAUUAUUGCUUCCAUGGAGAUCACAGAUCAUGGUGAAGGUUUGGUGUUACUACUUUUCUUUCCUCUUUCGGUAAAAUUUUGUGGUUUUAGAUGGUAGAUCUUUCCUUUUUAGAGCAAUUAGGCUGCUAGUGAAGUGCAGAUUGGCGCAAUCAUGAAGCGUUUGACCUUUCUCAGUAAGUAAAGGUUUCAUCAUUACUCUUUUUAGUUUGGUUCUCUGGUAAUGUUAUGGUGGUGUUUCUUUGUCAGGAUCAAAAACUCACUUUUCUUGUUCAUCAUUACACAGAUCUUUCUCAUGAUGAUUUUCCAGUUCCUGAUCUGUCUGUUUCUGGAAGAAAAAACUUGGCUGAUUAACACAUGAAGAAACAGUUGACUAGAAAGAUUGGCAGAAAGAGUUAAAUAGGCUUCAUUACGUAUGGCAGCAGUCAUUGAAUCAGAUUAGACUCUCACAAACAUAUAUGCUUCACAAAACGUCAGCAUGAAAAUGAGCCAUGGAUAUCAUCUUCAUUAUAGAAUCUGGGAAGCAAAUCUCCGUUUCUUCUUUUUUCUUUUCCUUUUUUUUUUUUUUUUUUGUUUGUAAAAGGGAAUCAUAAUCCUUUGUGGCAUGAAAAUAACCAAUUUUUUUUCUGGUUUGAAUCAAUAGAAUGUGUUUAUUCUAGCAAUUAGUAGUAGUAUCUUAGUUACUAUUUUCAUUCUUGGUAGAGAAUUGGAGAU
This is a messenger RNA of Rubroshorea leprosula, 1092 nucleotides long. Lineage: Eukaryota; Viridiplantae; Streptophyta; Magnoliopsida; Malvales; Dipterocarpaceae. The record is from the annotation of a GenBank genome assembly.